GAAACGGACUCCAUCUCCAGCAAAUACGCGAGAGGAAAGCUUGGCGUAGUCGCUGCGAUGGCAACCUCGUCAAACCAGGAAUGUCAUAUCUGCCUUGAAGAGCUACGCAGUGACCUCGUGGCUGCGCCGUGCGGCCAUGUCUUCCACCACGCCUGCAUCAUUCAGGCGCUACAGGUCAACAAGCAAUGUCCCAUAUGCCGCCGCAGCACAUACGACGCUGAUCUCAUCGCGCUCUACUUCGACGUACCGAGCACUGGCGAUGCCCAGGAUGGAAAUAUAGAGCCGAUCAAGCAUGCCGAGGCCUCUGGAGACAGCGUGGCGCUCAGUUCGCGCGUCAAUACGCUCAUGGAGCGCAUCCAGUGGCAAAAUAAACAGCAGGAGCGCCUCGUGGAUGAGCUGCGGCGUCUGCGCAGUCAGAGUGAGCAACUACUAGCCGACAAGCGUUCGCUAGCUCAGCGGGUCGGUUCAUUGGAAAACACGAAGAAUGAACUAUUGACCAAAGUGUCGAGGUACCAGAUGGAACUCUCGCGUCAAACUGAGGCUGCGCGCAGAUCGAGUGUGAAUCAAAGUAUUAUCAAUUACUUAGAGACAUGCGACGCUUCGGCACUGGAGGAGGAGGUCCAGAACCCGCGAGAACUCAUUAUGGCGUUAAAAAAGGCAUGCAAGUUCCGCCAUGACCAAUACGAGAAGGUGGUGAAGGAAAAGAUGCGUCUUAAGGAGAUGCUGAGGAAUACACAGCCGCAACUUGCACAGCAACAGGCAGUUGGCAAUGCUAGAGUGGUGAAGAACAAGGCUCGCAGUGCAGAUUCAGUGGCGUUUGAGAGCAAACGCGCGUAUCCGACUUUUGGAACGGGACUUCAGUCAUCAGUGGAAAACAAGAAGCCUAAGAUUGACUCGUCGUCCGUGACAUCAAAUGCGAUGUCGUUCUUUGAUCAGGGAAACGACGAUGCUCUAGGAUUUACGCAACGGUCACAAUCGGCGGGAUUCCGCGCGAACGCUUACUCGGACGUAUCAAUCCGUCCGACACCGAGUUCACGACAAAGAUUUGGACGCAGCAACUUUAACCCGAACCAGUACGGAGCGUUCAAUGUGACACCGUCAAGUCAGCCUCCUGUAGAGAUGGCUGGAUUCCAGGCGGAGGUGUGCCGCCGUGGCUACGAUGAAACUGGUAAGUUGACCAACUUUUUCCUCCCAAAGGAAAGUGACUCGCGGUCUGUAUCUCGGAAGAAACCAAUUCCGAGCAUGCAGAAUCUGCUGAACUCACAACCAAGAACUUCGGGUCAGCAGCAGCGCGUUGCGAACAACGACCGACAGGAGUACGCUCUAACAAACUGGCUGCGCAAUAAUUAAGGGUCCCUCUCUGGACUCUUGACGUGUGCAAUCACAUAUUGUGUAAGAUUAUUUGCACGGGUAGGUGCAGGCAUGGCUGCCGUUUAAACUUAAACAGAGGGUUAUUUCGCUUAAUAAGCACAAUACGUUCUUCUAGCUAUUCCUGCGAGCCAUGGAGCUGGGAACGCAGCCGUGUCAGUGUUUCCUGCAGCAUAAGGUGGUGUUCCUCUACGACCUGGAUGACUUGAGGA
This is a messenger RNA of Phytophthora nicotianae INRA-310, 1580 nucleotides long. RefSeq lists its product as hypothetical. The transcript has a single exon. The coding region runs from base 58 to 1350 and encodes 430 amino acids. The record is from RefSeq and is a predicted model, not a curated record. NCBI's taxonomy places the organism in Eukaryota, Oomycota, Peronosporomycetes, Peronosporales, Peronosporaceae.